AUGUCGCAGCUCAACCUUGCAAACGAGAAGCUAGCCAACCCUCUCGCUGGCCUCUCGCAGGAGCGGCUUCUUGCCGAUGCCGCGACGUUCGCCCGCGCCCACGGCCUGGAGGCAUACACGGAGGCGAUCCAGAAGGGCGCCUUGGUCGCGCAGGACCCGGUGGCGUUCGAGGGUCUCUCGAUGCUCACGGACGAGGACAAGAGAGUGCUUCGGCGCGAGUUCACGCACAAAUGGGACCAGCCGUUCAUGCUCUACUACCUCGUCGUCAUGUGCUCUGUCGCCGCGGCCGUGCAGGGGAUGGACGAGUCGGUGAUCAAUGGCGCGAACCUGUUCUUCCCGUCGCAGUUUGGCAUCGAUCCUGGGAAUUCGCCUGGGUCAGGGAACAGCAGGAACCAGUGGAUCCUGGGAUUGGUGAACUCUGCACCCUACCUUUGUUGCGGUCUCAUCAGUUGCUGGUUGACGGAUCCGACAGCUCAUAGAUUACUCGGCCGGCGCGGGACAAUCUUUGUUGCGGCCAUGUUCUGUUUCCUUACUUGCAUCUGGCAAGGUGUGACAAACUCCUGGCCUCAUUUGUUCAUAGCCCGCUUCGUCCUAGGGUUCGGUGUCGGACCGAAGAGCGCAACCGUUCCUGUGUACUCGGCCGAAUGUUCGCCCCCGCUCAUUCGCGGUGCCUUAGUAAUGAUGUGGCAGACGUGGACGGCGUUCGGAAUCAUGCUUGGCUACGUCAUGGACCUCGCGUUCGAGAACGUCCCUGAUCCUAAGCACGCCAAUAUCACUGGCCUCAGGUGGCGUCUCAUGCUCGGAAGUGCCGGCAUACCAGCCCUCGUAGUCGCUAUCCAAGUGUUCUUCUGCCCGGAGUCCCCUCGCUGGUGCAUGAUGAAAGGUCGUUACGUGCAAGCCUUCCAGUCCCUUCGCAAACUGCGUCACACGGAGCUCCAAGCCGCGCGCGACCUCUACUACAUUCAUGUCCUCCUUGAGGCCGAGAAAGAAGCGGACCGACGGACGCGCAACAAGUUCCUCGAGCUCUUCACCGUCCCGCGCAACCGCCGCGCCACACUCGCGUCUGGGAUCGUCAUGUUCAUGCAACAGUUCUGCGGCAUCAACGCGAUCGCAUACUACUCCUCCAACAUCUUCGUCCAGGGUGGCCUCGGCGUCCACAACGCGCUCAUCGCGUCUUGGGGAUACGGCAUGAUCAAUUUCGUUUUUGCUGGGCCCGCGGUAUGGACCAUCGACACCUUCGGCCGACGCAACCUUCUACUCGUCUCCUUCCCGCUCAUGGCGUUCUUCUUGCUCAUGACUGGCUUCGCGUUCUCCGCGCAUGUCGGGAUCAUCGCGCUGGGAAUCUACUUGUUCAGCGCCGCGUACUCUCCCGGAGAAGGCCCUGUGCCGUUCACGUACUCGGCUGAGGCGUUCCCGUUGUACGUGCGCGACAUGGGCAUGUCUAUGGCGACCGCGUUGCUCUGGUUCUUCAACUUCGUCAUCGCGCUCACCGUACCCGCCCUCCUCGGUGCCUGGACGCCCCAAGGCACCUUCGGCUGGUUCGCCGCGUGGAACAUCUUCGGCUUCUUCGCCGCGCUCCUCUUCGUGCCCGAGACCAAGGCGCUCUCGCUCGAGGAGCUCGACCAGGUGUUCAGCGUUUCGACGCGCGCGCACGCCGCGUACCAGCUCCGCGCGCUCGGCCACAACUUCCGCAAGCACGUGCUGCGCCGGCGCGUCGGCGACGUCCCGCCGCUGUACGAGCACGAGCGCGAGGAGGCGGAGGGCAAGAGUGCGGGCGUCGCCGCGGCGUGA
Messenger RNA from Epithele typhae, 1791 nucleotides. RefSeq lists its product as uncharacterized. The record is from RefSeq and is a predicted model, not a curated record. Gene Ontology annotation, biological process: transmembrane transport. The transcript is spliced from 11 exons. Lineage: Eukaryota; Fungi; Basidiomycota; Agaricomycetes; Polyporales; Epitheliaceae. Gene Ontology annotation, cellular component: membrane. Bases 1 to 1791 code for a protein of 596 amino acids. Gene Ontology annotation, molecular function: myo-inositol:proton symporter activity.